UUAGUCGAUGAACCGAGCUUUCCUCUGGAUAACAGCAGCUUUGUGAAUGGGGAAAGUGGGCGUUCUGCGGAAUAAUCUCUAGCAUCAGCUGCCCUCAGCAUGUCAGGAAACACAACACUUCUGCUUUCCGGCCCCACAAACAUCUUGGACAACUCUUCUGUGCUCAAUGUCUCUAUGGCACCACCCCUUCCUUCCUGGGAGACCCCAACUUUCACCACAGCUGCUCGAUUCCGUGUUGUUGCCACCCUAGUGCUCUUUGUAUUUGCAGCGGUCAGUAACUUGUCUGUGCUACUAAGUGUGACGUGUGGUCGGGGCAGGCGCUUGGCUUCACACUUACGCCCACUGAUUGCCAGUCUGGCAUCAGCUGACCUCGUCAUGACUUUUGUGGUGAUGCCACUGGAUGCAGUGUGGAAUGUGACGGUGCAGUGGUAUGCUGGGGAUGCCAUGUGUAAACUCAUGUGCUUUCUGAAGCUGUUUGCCAUGCACUCAUCUGCGUUCAUCUUAGUGGUGGUGAGCCUGGAUCGGCACCAUGCCAUCCUGCACCCGCUGGACACACUGGAUGCGGGACGCAGGAACAGGAGGAUGCUGGUGACUGCAUGGAUACUCAGCCUGCUCCUUGCUUCCCCACAGUUAUUCAUUUUCCGGGCAAUAAAGGCCAAGGGAGUUGAUUUUGUCCAGUGUGCUACACAUGGAAGCUUCCAGAAGCACUGGCAGGAGACGGCAUAUAACAUGUUCCACUUUGUCACACUCUAUGUGUUCCCUCUGCUUGUCAUGAGCUUGUGCUAUACACGUAUCCUGAUUGAAAUCAACCGCCAGAUGCACAGGAGCAAGGACAAAGCAGGAGAGCCUUGUCUGAGACACAGUGGAACGGAUAUGAUUCCUAAAGCUCGUAUGAAGACCCUAAAAAUGACCAUUAUUAUUGUUGCAUCAUUUGUCAUUUGCUGGACACCAUAUUACCUUCUUGGGAUCUGGUACUGGUUCCAGCCACAGAUGCUGCAAGUCAUCCCUGAUUAUGUUCACCAUGUCUUCUUUGUUUUUGGAAACCUCAACACAUGUUGCGAUCCGGUAAUUUAUGGUUUCUUCACGCCAUCGUUCCGUGCAGACUUGUCCAGAUGUUUCUGCUGGAGGAGCCAAAAUGCUUCAGGCAAAUCUCUGGUGCAGUUCUCUGGUCACAGGAGAGAAGUCAGUGGAGAAGCAGAGUCAGACUUGGGAAGUGGUGAACAACCCAGUGGACAACAAGCACAAAUGAUUUGAACUCAGUUAUGUUUUUGAGGGAAAUGUGGUGUUUUUUUUGUUUUGUUUUUUUACUUCUGCCUUAUCUGCCAAUCUGUAACUGUUCCAUGUGCUUUUUCCAUGAGCGCAGUUAGAGAUCUCUAUUACAGGC
Messenger RNA from Tachysurus vachellii, 1384 nucleotides. RefSeq names its product gonadotropin-releasing hormone II receptor. NCBI's taxonomy places the organism in Eukaryota, Metazoa, Chordata, Actinopteri, Siluriformes, Bagridae. Gene Ontology annotation, biological process: G protein-coupled receptor signaling pathway. Gene Ontology annotation, cellular component: membrane. The record is from RefSeq and is a predicted model, not a curated record. The coding region runs from base 100 to 1254 and encodes 384 amino acids. The transcript is spliced from 4 exons. Gene Ontology annotation, molecular function: peptide binding; gonadotropin-releasing hormone receptor activity.